Paramecium primaurelia is the source of this 416-nucleotide messenger RNA. Lineage: Eukaryota; Ciliophora; Oligohymenophorea; Peniculida; Parameciidae. The record is from the annotation of a GenBank genome assembly.
AUGGGAAAAAUUAUAAUCGAAUACCUUGAAGGCAAGAAAAUUUAUGCAUGUAAGAAAUGCAAUGUUCAUCUUUCAAACUAAGAUUACUUGACUUCUAAAGUAAUACCUUGAGUUAAGUUUUAGCAAUUUACAGGAAAGUCAGGAACUGCAUUUCUAUUUGAAAAAGGGUAAAAAUUUAUAAUAAUAAUAAAAGUGUAAACUAUUUAACAGGAAAACCAGAAGAAAAAAAAUUAAGAACUGGUUUACAUACAACAUAAGACUUAAUGUGCAUUAAAUGUUAAACUUAUCUUGGAUGGAAAUAUGUAAAGUCAUAAAAUACUAUAUUAAAGCUUCAUGCUUAUGAGUAAUCUGAAAAAUAUAAGGAAGGUAAAAUCAUUUUAGAAAAAUUAUUUUUAACUAAAAUUAAAUGGAAUUGA